Carica papaya (papaya) is the source of this 1110-nucleotide messenger RNA. NCBI's taxonomy places the organism in Eukaryota, Viridiplantae, Streptophyta, Magnoliopsida, Brassicales, Caricaceae. The record is from RefSeq and is a predicted model, not a curated record.
UCUUUCAGUUCUGAUUUGAUUAUUUUUGGUGCAGAUCUGGCCUCCCAAGAGUGUGAAAGAUUCAGGAUCUCGUUUUCACUCGCAACUGAAGGAAGCUAUUUUGCAGACCGGUCUGGAGAAGAAUUUGUUUGGGAAUCAUCCAGUUUCUUUAACCAAAGUAGAGUCCCGCGGUCCUCCUCCCCCAGCAUUUGCUUCAGAUCCACUAGUAAAUGUAUCUUCUAGUGGAGUUAGGGAGUAUGAUUUAUCAUCAACUUCUGGUGCAAAGGAUGCACCAACUAUCAACGAAGGAUACGCAAUUUCAAAUGGAGGACCUUCAGAACAUACAACAACAGAAAUUAUGGAGAUAGAUGGUCCUAGUUCAGCCGGGAGUUACAUGAAAAGCUCCAGUCCUGCUCCAAUUGCUACGACAAGAAAGACUAUAUCCACGGUCGAACGGCAAAACUCUGAAAUUUCAUAUUAUGCGGAUGAUGAAGAUGGGAAUCGUAAGAAAUACACUCGAAGAGGUCCACUCCGUCAUAAGUUUCUGCGAGCAUUGCUUCCUUUCUGGUCAAGUGCAUUACCAACUCUACCAGUGACUGCACCCCCACGUAAAGAUGCAUCAAAUACAGAUGAUGUUACAGAGGUUCGUCGGCAUCAAAGAUCCUCAAGGAUGGAUCCAAGGAAAAUUCUCCUUUUUAUUGCAAUCAUGGCAUGCAUGGCAACUAUGGGAAUUCUUUAUUAUAGACUUGCACAACGGGUAACUGAAGAAGGUCUGCCUGGUAACGAGCAGCAGUAACCAUCGUUAAUGUUUGUGAUGGAACAUAGGUCUCACUUAAAAGUACUUGCUUGUCAAUGCUGGUCACUUUCAUCAUUUGCUGCUCUGCUUUUGGUGCACUAUGAUAACUUUGAUCCUUCUUAGUGUCAACCACCUGCCGAUUUCCAGAGAAAUACGCAAGUAGAUAACAGUUUGUUUAUUUUUUGGGGGGGGGGGCGCGGCGAUGCAAGUUUAGAUACUGCACGAGCGUAGAUGGUUUGAAACAACUCUCUUUUCGUACGUAAGUGUCUGUUUUAAUUUUCGUCAAAGAAUCAAUUGAAAAGGCAAAAGGUUUUAUCAUAAUUUCAUUUCGUGAA